ACCACCCUUCUCGCGAGUGUCGCGAUCAGUUUUAAGAUUCGAGCGCGCGUGUUAUGUAUAUAAAUCAUUAUUGUGCUUUUUGUUUUGUUUUUUUCAUUUCUGUUCUGUCAGUGCUUGGCUGUGGAUUGAAGGAUUGGUAGUUAACCGGAUCAUUUGCAGCUGCCCAGGCAUAAAUCGUUCAGAAGUAGAAAAGCGAGUGGAAAUGAUGUUGGGCGAAGAGAGACAGUCGACGUGAUCAGAAUCACGAAAGUCGAGGAUUCAGCAAGUCGCCGGCAGGACCUGAUGCUGUCGCAGUAGCGGGCGAGAAGGCCCAUAGCAUCAGGAGCAAAAAGAGAAUGGGCAGGCUUGGCGUGCACUGAGGCGUGGGUGCGCGAUAUGCAUCACGCUAGUUUGGGUUACGGGGCCGCUGGAGCAGGCACGCAAGAUCGCUUGCCCGUCUGCACGCAGCUCGACAAGUGCCCUUACGAGGCCUACGCCGCUCAGAUACCUGACUGUUGCGCUGCGGCUGCCGCCGCCGCCGCCGCAGCUGCAGCUGCUGCGCAAGAGCCCUAUCCCAGACCACCCAGCGGCUAUGACACCAGGUGCUACGACGAUUGCCACCGGAGAACACCUUAUGGCGACGACUCGUACUCACAACAGGAUUCGGUGCCAACUGGCGCGUACCAAAGGCCACCGUCAAGGCUCGGUUACGAUGACCAGCAAAGCCAGCAGAGUCAGCAACAGCAGCCAGCCAGGCCACAAUCACGUAUGGGUGGUUACUUGGACGACGCUUACCUCCUCGGCGACCAAAGUACCACCGAUACUAGCCAGCAGCAACAGCAGCAGCCGCCACAGCUCUACUGCACCAGCGGCUAUUGCAUGGGUGACAUGGGCCGAGGUGGGCUCUGUGGCGAGGAGCUCGAGCUCGACAUGCGUCGACACAUUCAGGCCUGCGCCUGCACCUGCAACCACAUGGGUUAUGGGAACUACAUGGACUAUCAGACAACGUGCCUAACUGAACUGCCAGACGUAGCGCCAUGUAACGGUACAGUGCGGCUACCGAGUGGCAUAUGCGAUGACUCGCCGAGCAGCGGUAGUAGUGGAGCAGGUAAUGGAAUCAAGGAUCGCCGUGACGAUUCACCAAGGCGACGCUGUCGUGUAUUGGCGCCAAUAAUUCUCGUUGUCGCGGCUCUCCUACUUGGCGGACUCUGCUUGCCGCUGCUCCUACAAUCGGCACCGGCAACCCACCAGCAACGCCUCGAUGUCAUCCGGAGGAUCCUCACUGAAGUGCCUCUGAUCGAUGGGCACAACGAUUUGCCCUGGAACGUCAGGAAAUUCGUACACAAUCAGCUCGGAGAGGUGAACCUGAGCAGCAACCUAGAUAAAAUUGAUCCGUGGGCUAAAUCUGACUGGAGUCACACGGAUAUACCAAGGUUACGAACGGGUCUUGUUGGAGCACAGUUCUGGUCGGCGUACGUGCCAUGUGGCGCGGCCCAACUGAAUGCAGUGCAACUCUCCCUCGAACAGAUCGACGUGAUACGCAGGUUAUCAGAGAUGAACGCCCAGCACUUGAUUCUGGUCACCUCGGUUAAAGGUCUGAUCGAAGCACACCGUGAGGGGAAAAUAGCAAGCCUGAUCGGCGUGGAAGGUGGCCAUUCUCUUGGGAAUUCACUCGGAGUGCUAAGGACGUUUUAUGGCCUCGGCGCUCGCUACCUCACACUCACACACGCCUGUGACACUUCCUGGGCAGUCUGUUCGGUCGGAGAGACGAACGCAACUCAAGACUUGACGCCAGGUCUUAGCGAAUUUGGAAAGGCGGUGGUCAGGGAGUUGAAUAGGCUUGGGAUGCUAGUCGACCUGUCGCACGUGUCGACGCGGACGAUGAACGCUGCUCUACAGACUACCAAGGCUCCUGUGAUUUUCUCACAUAGUGCUGCUCGCGCCCUCUGCAAUUCCAGCAGGAACGUGCCCGACAAUGUGCUUAGAAAUCUGGCGAAAAAUGGAGGUGUUGCCAUGGUCCCUUUUUAUACUUACUUUAUUACUUGUAACAGCACGGCAACUAUCAAGGACGUAAUUGCGCACAUCAAUCACAUACGGAAGGUGGCCGGCAUCGAUCACGUUGGCAUUGGCGCUGGAUUCGACGGAAUAAAUUUCACGCCAACGGGUCUAGAAGACGUGUCACGAUAUCCGGAUCUACUGGCUCAAUUACUCGAGGAUCCAAAUUGGACCGAAGAGGACAUUAAAAAGCUCGCCGGCCUCAAUCUCCUACGGGUUUUCAGUAAAGUCGAGCAGGUAAGAGACGAAUGGCAAAAAGCUGCAGUUCUUCCGGUGGAAAAAAUCAGCCCGCCCGAUAAUUCCGCUUGUGCCUACGGCAUGACGUGAUCGACUUCGAAAUAAAGAAGAAAAUUACAACUCGAUUAGACUCAACACAUUUUUCUCGCCGAACAUAUAGUAUUAAAGCCAACAAUAAUACAUUACGACUUGACAAAUCCGAUAAUAAACGAUAAAACAUGAUGAUUUCGCAGAAGCAAUGAAAUGCUCGAAUUAUUGAACACAGACAUCAUAUUAGAAAUAGAAAAAUUUCAAACAAACAGUUCCUCCACUUGAAUCUUUGUUCAUUUUUUUAUUAAGAAAAACUAAAUGCUGCAUUCAAUCGAGUGUUUUUUUUAUAUAUAUACCGCAGACUGUUUCUCGAACGUUUGUCAAAACCACGAAACUCACAUGAAGAAUUUUUGAAAAAUGCUUUUUGAAUCAUCAUGUCUGUGCUAAAAUAAAAUUGAUUGCUAUAUUCAAUUUUAAUAAAAAAAUGAUAACUCGCCGACUGAAGUUGAUGAUGACUUGAAUAUAUAUGUUCAGUAUAUUCUACAGCUACGUUGCGUAUUAUUCAAAACAAUAUUUAUUGAUGUCCUAUAUUGUGAAUUAAGAUUAUAUUUGUAUUGUCUUUUUAACUGAUGAAAUUUUAUAAAACUUAUACAACAAUUCGAUUCUAUUGCAAUCAAUUUUAUUUCACAUCACAACACUAUUGAACUAAUAAAGACACGCGUUUUGAAACCGAGUACAGAAUGAGUCGUCUUGAUAUCUCAUCAUUACGGAUUAACUUUCGUCUCAAUUAAGUUGUCAAAUGUUGAAACUUCAGUACUUCAAAUAACCUAAAAUAAUAUAACGUAAUACUUUCGAAUUGAAAAAGCAACACAAACUAUAAUUCACUCCAAAUUUUAUAUAUCAAUAUAUAUGAAGUCUUCAUCACAAUGGGUGAAAUAAUUGUUGCUCAUCUAAUUGCGGACUGAAAUAAACCUAGAUAACUUUUUUUUAAGUGCCAAAUAAUCCAUCUAAUACAUUGUGAAAAAACAAAUGACAUUAAUUACAUUUUUUUUAAUUUUCAUUCUUAAAAAUACAUUUAUCAAACCAUGUCUAACUUUCAAAAUGAAAUAAUACAAAUAAUAAAAGACAUUGUUCUGUAGUUUAGUACAUCUUCCGUUGAAGAAGUUUGAUAACGUGCGAUUUGGUUUUCACAAUAGCACCUUUACUGCCAACACGCGAAAAAAAAAUCACUUCCAUAUCGCAAACCAAUAACGAGGGAAAAUUGUGAAAGGUUUUGCCACGUGAACUUUUUUGAGACUCAAAGAAAUAUACGUAAUAAAUUGAUUAAUUUAUAGAAUUAAACAUGCAAGUCCGAUUCCUUAUAUCGCAAAAUAAACUACUCGAGAUACUGUAGACUGACACGACAGCUAAAUAAAUUAAUUGAAAAUUAAAUAACACAUACGUAAUGUCAAGAAAUGAAUUAAAUCAAUUGAACAAGUCCAUGAAAUGUUUAGGAGGAAAAAUCUUGUUUCAAAUCGAAAUACGUAACUAUAGAAACCAAUUUUUUACUUAACAUUGGUAAAUCAAAUGAUUAUUUUGUGGA
Messenger RNA from Phymastichus coffea, 3883 nucleotides. Its product is annotated as dipeptidase 1-like. The coding region runs from base 376 to 2361 and encodes 661 amino acids. Gene Ontology annotation, molecular function: metallodipeptidase activity. Lineage: Eukaryota; Metazoa; Arthropoda; Insecta; Hymenoptera; Eulophidae. The transcript has 13 exons. Gene Ontology annotation, biological process: proteolysis. The record is from RefSeq and is a predicted model, not a curated record.